This is a messenger RNA of Sitophilus oryzae (rice weevil), 895 nucleotides long. RefSeq names its product glia maturation factor gamma (gene GMF). Gene Ontology annotation, cellular component: actin cortical patch. Gene Ontology annotation, molecular function: Arp2/3 complex binding; actin binding. The transcript is spliced from 3 exons. Gene Ontology annotation, biological process: actin filament debranching; negative regulation of Arp2/3 complex-mediated actin nucleation. Lineage: Eukaryota; Metazoa; Arthropoda; Insecta; Coleoptera; Curculionidae. The record is from RefSeq and is a predicted model, not a curated record. Bases 79 to 501 code for a protein of 140 amino acids.
CAUAGAUAAAAUUUAAUUCUGUGAUUGUGAUUCAAUUUCAACCCAAACGUGAAUGAUUAAUAAAAAAUUGUUAUUAAUAUGUCAGGAAACGUAAAUAUAUGUGAAAUAACAGCUGAUGUAAAGGAAGCUCUAAAAAAGUUUAGAUUUAGAAAAGAGCAAGACACUUCCGCCCUCGUUUUAAAAGUUGAUCGCGAGAAACAGCAGAUUAUUAUAGAUGAGGAAUUUGAAAAUAUUUCUAUUGAAGACUUGCAGGAGAACUUACCAGGCCACCAACCCCGUUUCAUAAUACUCUCUUACAAACAAGAACAUAAAGACGGCAGAACAUCUUUUCCCUUAUGUUUUAUCUUUUUUACUCCACGGGAUAGCCACGCUGAACUCCAAAUUAUGUACGCAGGUUCGAAGAUCUCUUUGCAGAAAGAGGCUGACGUAAAUAGAGCUUUUGAGAUUAGGGAACUAGAGGAUCUAACUGAAGAUUGGUUAUUAUCAAAAUUGGGUAAAUAAGAACAAUGUUGCCACUUUUUUUUACCCAAGUAGAUUUAUUAUAUAUAAGUUGGUCAUUUUAUUGGUCAAAAAUUUAGUUUAACAGUUAUUGUUUAAAUAUUAAAAAUAGUCUUUUUCCACUUUUAUGUGCAAACUGAACUAUGUGUCAAACGCUUUGAUCUCCAGUGUUUAUGAACUCUAUCCUUUAUAUUGAAUAUUGACCUACUAUUUUGUAAAAAAUUAUGAUUCAUGUAUGACUCAUAAAAUUAAUGAAAUUUUAUUCCUAAUAUACAUAUUUAUAUUAUUUUACUUUUAUGUAUGAAAUAUUAGUUAUACACUGAUGAGAGUAUUAAUAUAACCAAAUGAAAUGUAUAGAUAUAUCAUUCCAAAGAAAUUCCAAAAUAAUAAUUGUCAU